AUGGACAAUAUGGACGCCAAUUCGCUACCGGAUUUCGAGGUGCUUUCCUAUCCCACGCAACGCGGGGAGAGCGGCGACUUCAAAUCUUCGCCAUUGGAAAGCCCAAUCUCUCUGAACACCGCUUCUUCGUGGACAUACUGUGGGCCCCUAUUAACACUCGACUCAACCCACCUGCCUCCGUCAUUUCACACAUGGGCUGAAGCAACAGUCAAUGGGCCAUUCAUGGGCCCUCUUCUGUCCUUUUUGGCAUUCGUGCACGAAUUUCUCAAAGCCAACGGCCUUUCCAAUUAUUGGCUGACCAUCCGAGCAAGCACGGGUUCAGAAGAAUUCGACAUCCCGCGCUGGCACACUGAUGAUUUAUUCUUUUCCCCAGCUGCAGGGAUGCGAUCACGCCAGCGCCGCUCAUUACUAUCCCCGCUAUACAGCCGUGACAGGACGUCUCAAAGGCCCGGCAUAUCCUUACGACGAAAUAACACCCUGAAAUCUACAGAAAGGAUCCAAGUCACAUCAUCAACCCCAAAUCCAACUAACUGGAAACUCACCACUACCCUGCUUGGACCUGGAACCCUGUUCAUAACCCAAAAGAAAAGCCCCGCGGCGCGCGCGAUCCAACGCACCGCUAAGCGGAGUGUUCGAGCCGCUCAUCCACACCAUGUGUGUCUAUCCGUCCGCUGCGUAGGCUGCGCCAUGGCGGCCGAGUCCGUGCGGACGCGUCUCGCCGCGGAAUUGGGACAUGACGGGAUCGUACAGGCGCGAUCGGGCGAGUGCGUGUUCUUCCGCGUUGGCGAAGAUGAGGGAGCCGUCCAUUCGGAGCCGAUGUCUCAUGGUGAUCGGAUCUUUGUGAAUGUUGUACCCGGGCAUGAGGCGGAUUUGAAAUGUUUGAUGGCGAAGUGGGGGAUGGAGUACCCAAGGGCUUGGUGUGUGGGAUUGCCUUUUCAGGGGGCUGAGGAGGGGAAUUGGAGAGAUGUUGGGGAUAUAACAGAAGCUAGGGUAAUGGAUUAA
Messenger RNA from Penicillium maclennaniae, 1002 nucleotides. RefSeq lists its product as uncharacterized. Lineage: Eukaryota; Fungi; Ascomycota; Eurotiomycetes; Eurotiales; Aspergillaceae. The transcript has a single exon. The coding region runs from base 1 to 1002 and encodes 333 amino acids. The record is from RefSeq and is a predicted model, not a curated record.